CCCUGCCUCCCAUUGUCAUGCUGCAGCCUCACCGAGGUGAGAUGAAUGACAUGCACCACAGAUCCGCGCACAGGCACGUCACCUUCGCCCACACGCGUGUGGAAGAAUGGAAAAGUUGAAAGAAAAGGAAAAGGGUGAGCGACCCCCCAACGCAACCCAGACAAUCCGCGACCGACAAAGACACACACAUGUGACAAAAAGACAACCACAUUCCAAGCACACAACGACCCAUAGCAUCCACCAACACACAGGGGAUGGAUGGACGGAUGAACCUAAAAGAUGGACGGAUGAACCUUUUUGGUUCUUCUUCCGUCCGUUGCAUGAGUGCACCAGCGCAGCCAUCCAAGCCCCUUCCUCAUUGAAUUGGCGAGUGCCUCGGUGGAGACCACACGCCGCACACACGUGGCACAUACCCUCACACACGACACAACACACAUCCGCUGCACUCUCUCGGCGGCCAUGUGUCCCAUCCGCACAGCGGAUGGCUCGCUCCCACGCCGAUACGACUACAGGCACUUCACUCAACACAAACUGACAAUAAAAAUGACUGACGUGCAAGUAAAUACGCCUCGCUAUGGUGAUCGGCAUGCGAUCGUGAUGGAGGCCACCGGAUGAAGUAGCGGCAUACACACACAAACACACACACACACACACACAGACGCACGCACGCACACAAAGAAGCAAAGCAAAGUAAGGUAAACCGAUCUCAAAACUAGAUGUUCAACAAGCCGAUUACCGUCUCAGUAACGCCACAAACACAAACUACCGACCGACAGCCAUCCAUGUGUGCUCAUGUAAGUAAACGAGUCUCACUGUGAUGAUCGGCAUGCAAGUGUGAGGAAGGCAGACGGACAAAGUGCCGGCAUACACACACACACACACACACACACAGAAGCAAAGCAAAAGCCCAGCCACACAGAAAACCGAUCUCAAAAAAUAUCGAUACAGAUGCUGAUAAUGGCGAUCCAGAUACCUUGGCAGCUCUUUUCGUCCGCAUCUGCAAAACAUGGAAGCCCGCAUCCAUCCUCUGUCACCAAUGCCACCUAAGCAGUGUUCUUCCCUGAGGCUCGUCUGGCGGGAAUGUGAUGGCCUUCUCGGCGAUGACCAGCUCCAAGUGGCCCUCGACCUUGAAGUCCUCCAGAAACGGAUGCAGCGUCACUGUCUCAAUGGCAGUCGCAUUCUCAUUCAUGAACACCACCAUGGCCGGCUUGUCCGAAGACAGAGAGGCGCUUCCCUCGUGGUUGGCAUGGAAGAAGUCCUUGUCGUCUGGGAUGGACCAGGUCGCCUCCGUGUUGUCGGAGAAGGUGGCCUUGACGUCUCCGAGAGCAUGGAUGAUGAUGAGAGGACCUGGAUUAAUGGCAGACCGAGGGCGCGUGUCAUCUUGGGUGCGUCUGAGGAUGGUAGACGGGGCCGCUGCGGCGGAGGCAAGGGCGACAAUGAGGAAGGUCGAGCAAAGGGAUAGGGAAGCCAUCGGGAUUGACAGAAGGGACGGACAGGGUCAGGUGGGGAUGUCCGUUAGCGCGGAUGCAUG
Molecule: messenger RNA, 1531 nt
Organism: Vitrella brassicaformis
Lineage: Eukaryota; Vitrellaceae
Source: the annotation of a GenBank genome assembly